GUAAGACAUUUUCUUCAGCUUUUUGCUGGACUGCACGGACAUCUGUUAAAAUUGUUUACUACAUAACAUGCAACCUACAUACAUGUACUCAGUGUGGAAUAUGAAUUGGGUUGAAAGCGAUUUAUUGCCAAUCGACGGGUCGCAGUCUUACGCGAAGGGCGGUGGCGUUCUCGGCCCACCAUCUUCGCAUGCAGCAGCAGCCGCCGCUGUCGCCGCCCAACAGCAGCUACAUCAGCAAAUACAUCAGAUGCAUCAACAGCACCAACAACAACAGCAGCAGCAGCAUCAGCAACAACAACAGCAACAGGCUGCACAACAGCAGCAACAACAAGCGGCUGCGCAACAGCAUCAACAACAACAGCAGCAGCAGCAACAACACCAUCUCCACCAUCACCAGCAGCAGCAGCAGCAACAACAACAGAACGCCCGUUCGGCAGCUAGUCCCCUAUCCCCACCACGACCCGGUCCCGGCUCAGCGGCCGCCGCUAAUACGUAUGCCAAAUACGCAGAGCUCAAUGCGGUGCGGGAAGCGCCACAUCCUUAUAUUCAGCAAAGCUCGUAUGGCAUCGGCCCGGGCGCGCAGUACCGCGACAACCCUUACACGCGAAUACCUCAGAUGGCGCCCGAAUUCCAACGCGCCGCAGCAGCUGCUGCAGUGGCAGCAGGCGGUAACGCUGCCAGCGCACAGGUACCGACCGGUGUUGUGCAAGUGACGGGCGGCGCUCUGCAACCGCAACCACCCAGCAUCGGGAGCGCAGCCCACCUUGAAGCUUUGCAUUUCGCGCACCAGCCGCCACCCUCAGGACAACAAGCGGCCAAUGCAGCGCAUGUGCUUAGUAGCGCUAACGCUGUCGGCGGAGGCGGUGGUGGCGCACCAUCACCCCUCAAUGCAAACACAGCAGCUGGAAAUGCCAGCUUAAUACGGCGUAUAGUAUUGCCAGCUCACGCGCACUAUUCCAGUGAGUAUCUGGCGAAUGCUAACGCUGUGGCGGUGGCGAAUGCGCGCAAUCAACAACAUCAUCAACAGCAACAGCAGCAGCAGCAACAACAACAGCAGCAGCAGCAGCAUCAGCAGUUACAGCAGCAGCAGCAACAACAACAACAGCAACAGCACACGCAACUACCACAGGCACCACCCGAUCCAGGAGGACAACCAUACAAGAAGUUGCGGCUGAGCGAUGUGACGUCGAAUACGGUCAGCAACACAAAUCACCUGCCACCUAAAGUAGCGAAUGCCGCACAACAACAGUCGCGCCAGCCAUCACCAUCGGCCGCAUCGCUUGCUGCCGCGCAACAACAGCAGCAGCAGCAACAAUUGAUAGCUGGCGGCAAUUUGCGUAACAGUGCAGCUCAAAUGCUGCAGCAGUCGGUUCACCAUCCGCAUUUGACUGUGGUGUCAAGUAGCCACGUGGUGCAUGCCCAGCCGCCGCCCGCAGCGAUGCAGCAGCUGAAAGUGGAAACGCAACCACCGUUGUUGCCAUCAGCAGCCACGCCGCCUACGAAUCGCGGCAUGUCGGGCACAAUAAUGGGUGGAAGCAGUAAUGUUGGGAGCGUGAGCGUGGGUGUGGGUGUCAUCAAUGCGACACCCAACGCAUCCACCAUGAUUACAAGUGGUGGGGCAGCGCCACUACCGACGAAAAGUUCUUCAUCCUCAUCAGAGGGUUACCAUCCGCAAGUCGAAGCCAUUUCACCUACACUGCCAAGCGAUAACGUCGAAGAACGCGGCAGCGCUGUUACUGAAGACCUGCUAACACAAAUCCAGAAGGUUGACGCAGAGAUACAUAGCGCGGAGAACACAAUGGAGACGCUGCGCAAGCAGGAGAAAGGCCUCAAAGACAAGGUCGCACUUAGUGAACAACAGCGCGAGCAGGCGCUGCUUGCUGAUGAGAAUGACGAUGCAGCGAAGAUGAAGCAUUCGUGGCGAUUGCAGACAACCGCGCAGAAAAUAUACGAGGUGAACCGUAAAACGGCCGCCAUGCGACAUUCCAUACUCAGCCAUUGCGGCAACGCCAACAUAUUGCCGCUAUACAAUCAACCGCUGGACGUUGAGUUACUGAAGACGCUGAUUAAGCAGCAUCACACAACGAUACGCACACCGCUGCUGGAACACAUACGCAAGCUGAAGAACGAGCGUUGGGCACACAAUACUGGGUUGGUGGAGACAUAUGCGCACAUGUCUAGUGAGUGGCAAAAGCGCGUCGAAAAGUCGGAGGGUAGCGCAAAGCGAAAGGCACGGGAGGCUAAGAAUCGCGAGUUCUUCGAGAAAGUGUUUACGGAGCUGCGAAAACAGCGCGAGGACAAAGAGCGUUUUAAUCGCGUUGGAUCGCGCAUCAAGUCUGAGGCUGACUUGGAGGAAAUUAUGGACGGCCUGCAAGAGCAGGCAAUGGAGGACAAGAAGAUGCGCUCAUAUGCCGUUAUACCGCCUUUGAUGUUUGAUGCGCGUCAACGUCGCUGCGUCUACCACAACGAGAACGGCUACAUUGAGGAUAUGGUGGCGGUGCAUAAGGAGCGACAAACACUGAACGUAUGGACUGCGGGCGAAAAAGAGGUUUUCAAAGAAAAAUUCCUGCAGCAUCCGAAAAACUUUGGCGCUAUCGCUGCCAGUUUGGAUCGCAAAUCGGCACAGGACUGCGUACGCUACUACUACCUCAGUAAGAAGACGGAGAACUAUAAGCAAUUGCUGCGCAAAUCGCGUCAACGUACUCGCUCAUCGCGUAACCCGCAAAAGGCACAACAGCAACAGACGCAAUGCAUCAUCGACUCGCUGACAACGGGUGUGACAACGCGUUUGCAGCGUGAGCAACAGCAGAAGACCGGUGGGCGUUCGGCUGCGGCAGAACGUGAACGUGCCGAACGUGCAGAACGUGCGGCCGAGCGUGCAGCAGCGGAUGCGGCGAAAGCUGCAGCUACUGCACAAGCCAAGUCCACCAGCAAGGGAGACAGCAGCAAUGCUACUGCGGCAACCACGGAAACGACAGUUGCCGCAGACACGACUGAAGCAGCCAAAGGCAAAGCGACAGCUGCGUCCGCAGCAGCUACACAAAAAUCCAACAACACGUCCAAUAGCAGCAACAGCACCACCGCAACAAGUGGCACCACAGCAGUGCCGCCAAAAGCUGGCGAAGUUGAAAAAGCUUCCGAAAGCUCAGCAACAGUCGGCAAGCAAGCAACAACCGCAACGACGGAUGCAGCACAGAGUGGCACUGCGGCGAAAGCGAAAGCCGAUGAGACGAAUGCCAGCAAAGCGAAUGCAACAAGCACAAUUGCAGCACCUGCAACAACCACCACCAAUAACACCAGCAAUGCUGCUAGUAGUAGUGCUGACGAGAACAGCAAAAAGCUCACAUCAACUUCCGGUGCAAUCGUGGCGAAUAAUGAAGCAGAAGUAGUGGGCAGUAAAAAGUUGGCAGACGAAAAGAGUGCCGUUAGUAGCAGCAGCAGCAGUAGUGGAAACACCGCUCCACCGCCGGGCAACACCAAUGUCAAUGCCACAAAUAUCGUGUCCGCCGUGGCGCAUCACACGCCCGGCAACACACCGAAUGGCAUCAAAACUAUUUAUGCUGCUACAAUGGCACAGGCUGUGGCGGCGGCAGCGUCCAAUGAAGAUGGAAAAAUGAUUGCUGUGGGUGAUAAGAUUGGGACAGCAACCACAACAGCAACGGUCGGCACGGGCGUAAACGCCGUAGAUGCGGUUGGCGUUAACAAGCUGGGUAGCGGUAAUAGUGUGGCCACACCCACUACCUCAACAACUGCUGGCAAUUUUCUUGGGCAAAAACUCAAGGCGGCGCAAGUGGAAGGCAUUGGCGCCGGCAAAGAUGGCAACUCAGAUGUUAGUGAUCCAAAACGGAAGCGUCUCGACGUUACGACGAAUGCAGAUGCUUCUACCACACACUCCUCCUCCUCCUCCAGCACAAACACAAAUACGAACAACAAUAACAACAACAACAACAACAACUCUUCCUCCUCCAUUUUAUCCAACUCCACUACGAAUAUACACGCACUUAGUGUUAAUCCUGCCAACAACAACAACAAUAGCAGCAACAGCAAUGCUAUGGAUGCUUUGUCUGGUGCUGGUAUAGCGGCAGCAACAACAGCAGGCGCAAUAACAACCACACUUGUUGGUGUAUCGCUCACCACAACGCUGACUACAAAUAGUGCGACGACACCGGCCGCGAUGGGCAGCGGUGUGACCGUGAACGCCGCGCCAGCAACUGCAGCAUCAAUAACACUUUUAACGACUGAAGGCAGUAAUGCCAUGGAUGGUAAAGAUAAACUGGCCACAUGUUUCGUUUGUAAAGCGGACGCCUGCCCGCGAACGCGUCCUCUCAAGAAAGGUCGCGGCCAGCAGUACGGCAUUCCAGAUGAUACAAUACCGGCGGGGGCGCGCGUGUGCAAUUCGUGCCAAUGCAAAUCGGUACGUAAUCGUUACACGAACUGCCCCAUUCCGACGUGCCCGAAUCCGAAAGAUCGCGCCAAACGUCUACACAACAUUCCGCCACGUCUAUUUGAUUUGGCGCCAGAAAUACGAGAGCCCAUCUUUCAAGAGUUUCAAAUACCACCGCAGGCAACACGUUGCUGUUCGGCCUGCCUAAUGCGUAUACGCCGCAAAUUGAACCUUGAUCCGCACAUAACGCUAACGGACGAAGAUCGUCGCAUGGAUGGCGAUGAGUCUGAUGUAAGCACCUCUUCAUAUGAUGAGCGCGAAGUUGGCGGCAGUGAUACCGCCUCGGUGGAGAGUCCAGAAUCGCAGCGACACAAUUCAAUGACGAAGGAUGUGCAAAAGCCGCAAAUGCCGAUUGUGGCGAGCAUCGCAACAAAUGCGACCGACACAGCAACGGUGACGAUAACAGCCGCCGGAAUUAAGGCCGAUGAACGACUAUUGCCACCACUGGGGCAAGCGCCGAAAAAACAAAAGACCUCGGAGGAGUACGAUUCUUCCGCCACAGAGACAGCGGAUGAGGAGAAUGAGAAUUCACCGGCGAACCGUCAAAGUCCAAAAGUUAUACUGAACAGCGGUGGCGUUGACGUUGGUGUGGGCACACAAGGUAAUAUUGGUCUUGCACCACCUCUAGUGAAUGCCCAACAAAUUCAUGUGGGCCAACAGAAUGGUCCACCACAACAAGUAAUGGGUAUGCCGUCACGCGAACAAACUAAUCCGAAUGUGCAGGAUGUUUUGUAUUCAGUGAUUGAGCUGUCACUAAAGGCGAAGGGUCCGCCACCGACGAAAUUGCCCUCACAAAUGCCGAAUGCGUCGCCUUUGCAUGGCGUUAAACCCAGCAUGGAACCGAUGCGUAGUCGCAGUGAUCUCAGCAACAAUAGUAAUAGCAAUUCUAAUAACGAUGUGACGAUAGUUGGUGAAUUUCGCAAUGACGGAUCUAUAGUGAAACAGCAGGCACAUGGCCAGCCGAUAGGUUUAAAUGCACGCCAAUCGAAUGUAUCUGCCGUCAAUGCUGUGCAGGGCCCAACUGGAAGUCAACCUCCGCCUGGUGCAGUUGUGCAUCCCGACAAUUUAGCAACAAUAUCUGUGGUGAACUCCCAUUUGCCACACCAGCAUCAUCCACCUCAUGGUAUGUUGCACCAACAUGAGAUCAAGGCAACGAUAACACCUGUGGUGAAAUCUGGCAAGACGCCAACACCGACACCCCAGCAGCCGCCAGAUGCAAUUCGGUAUGGAAUGCCAACGGCUGCCGUGCAACAGCAACGCAACAACGAACCCGAACCACAAACACUUGACCUCUCAAUUAAGAAACCGGCACGCGACGGUCCUUCACCUCACUCCUCGUCCAGUGGCGCGAAUUCGUCGAGCAAUGACAAUGGACCACGACAUCAACCACCACCAGGUGCUGUGAAACAUGUUGGCAACGCCGCGUCCAUGUAUCGGGGUCCAGAAUUAGGCCCGUCAAACCCAACGUAUUUGUACCAUCCACAUCCGGCAACUGUGGGCAAAGGGCCGCACGGCUCAGUCUACAUGCCGCAAGUACCUGUACCCAUUCCCAUUACGCAAACAGUCGUGGGCGCACGAUCUCAGGCGGCUGGGGGACAACCGCCACCGCAACAGCCGCCACCAUCUACGCACCAGUCCCACAUGCAGUUGCCACCGGGGGUGGUGGGUAGCGGCAGUAAAGUAGGUGGUGCCAAAAUGGCACCCAAGCUUAGUCCACAGCUGAUACAUGGACCACCCUCUCAUGCAACAGCAGCAUCACCAUCACAACAACAACAGCAACAACAACAACAACAGCAGAUGAUGGUGGGACCGAAAGGCUCCAUUACACAUGGCACGCCAGUUAAUAAUGCCCAACAAAUAAUUGUACACUCCUCGCCCGCGACACUGAGUCCCAAAUUCGAGAGCAUUUUGCGUCAAACUCCACCGUCCGGUAGCGAUGCGAGCAAUAAGCUCGGCUCCAUAACCCAGGGCACACCGAUACACCUGCCUUCGCAUCAUAUGGAAAGUAAACGUUCGUACGAAUACUACAAAACGUCGCAACGUCAAAGCCCAGCACAACAACAGCAGAUGCCAGUUGUUGGACAUCCAGGUGUUUUGCCACCACCGCAACAGUCAUCGCCGCAGGCACCACCAUCACAGGGCUAUGGCGCAAUCUCGCCCUACGCACGUUCGAACUAUUCCGUGGAUCAGUCGCCGGUGCUGAGCACUCGCCAGAUUGUGUUGCACGACUACAUAACGUCACAGCAGAUGCAGGGUCAACAACGAAACGUAUCUCGCGGCAGCAGCAACAGCACUGGGGGAGGAGGCGGCGGUUCGGACAAGGAGUCGCCAUCGCCCCGCAAUAGUGUCAGUGGCUCAGGUAGUGCUUUGGUCUUCUACGACAAGGAGCGCGGACGAACUGAGUACACGAGUCGCGCCUCACCCGCGGAACAUGUGAACAGCACGCCCAGUCCACAUCGCACACCACCGCCACCACGACAAGGCGUAAUACAGCGCCACAAUACUGGCUCAAAGCCACCAUCGCCAGCUACGAUACCCCAAAAUCGUAUACAUGUGUUACCGCACAACUAUCCGCCAGCUGGUCAUGACGCCUUCUCGUCGUUCGUCGAUGUGGCUGUGCAACAGCCCCAAUUGCCGGUGCCAUCCCAGCAGAAGGAAGAAAAACAAUUGCGACACGAUGCACCACCGCCACCACCUCAUCAACAGCAUGCGCCACCCACCCAACCGCCGCCCACGCAACACGAAAUACGCUACCAAAUGAUGCAGUUGAACUAUCAUCAACAGCAACGUGCAGCCGCAGUGGCUGCGGCCGCUGCCGCUCAACAGCAUCACCAAUACCGUCAACAAGCUGCAGCAAGCGCUGCAGCCAAUGCAGACCUACAACGACGCAUGCACGCGCUCGAACGGGAUCGCGACUUACAGCAGAAGCGGCAGGAGCGCGAUCGUGAGCGUGAACGUGAAAAGGAACGUGAGCGUGAACGGGAACGUGAGCGUGAGCGAGAACGCGAAAGAGAACGUGAACGUGAAAGAGAGCGUGAGAGGGAGCGUGAGCGCGAACGUGAACGCAUGGUGGAAUGCAUGGCGGCGAAUGAGCGCGAUGCCGCAGGUCGUCGCAUGACAGAGCGCAUGAGCGCAGUAGCAGCGGCGCAACAUUAUAUGCGUGGUGCACCUGAGACAGGACCGCCGCGUGCAAUACCCGAUAGGGAAAGAGAUCUCUAUCAUAGGGCACCACCGGACAGUACUUUGUCAGCGCAGGUCUUAAUCGAUGCUAUCAUAAAGCAAUCGAUUAUACAGGGCAGCUCAGAGCCAAAUCCAGCGAAUAUGAAUCGGCCAUCAUAUUAUAAUUCGCGUGAAUUGCCAUCCUCCGCACGUCAGCAUCCUAGUGCCGCUUCAUUGGCGGCUGCCGAGAACAACGGCAAAGCGAACUCGCCUAAUGUCAUUAAUAUAGAUCUGGACAACGAUCGCGCCAGCAGUAGCAGUAAUCAGCACGAGUCGCCUAAUGUGGGUGUGGUGAAUUCCCGUGGCAGUAGUGUGUCACAUGGCAGCCGUAGUGGAUCUCAAGGUGGUCCAACCGGUGGUCUAUCAGGACAACCUGGUGGUACGCUGUUGCCGCCUACCUCGCAAGCGCAAGUGCAAGCACAAAAACAACCACAAAUGCUGAAAACAAACAUCACAUUCGGCGAGUUGGCCGACUCUAUUAUAGCCAACGAUUACUGCCCGAACCCAAUGCAGUUGCGUCCGCAUGUGAACUAUAUGCCCUACUUGCAGGAACAGCAACCGAUCGUUAUGACGGACCACUGGGCCAAAUAUAAUCGCCGUAUGCAGCAGAAGGAGGCCGAGGCAGCUGCUGAACGUAAUAAGGCCGCUGCUGCACAGAAUAGCAGUAGCGGCGUGACGGUUAGCGCUAGUGGCGCGUCCGGGCCACCGGGUAAUAGUGGUGCGCCGGGUGGUGGCGGACGUUCCAAUACACCAGCCGAAGAGCGCAACAUUAUACGCAUGCAGCAAACGGUUAGUCCGCGCAAAUAUGAUCUAAUGAUGCAACCGCCACAUGAUCAGGCUGCUGCUGCAGCGGCUGCCGCUGUUGCUGCCAGUCAUUACUACCAUCCACAUGGCCCACCGCCGCCGUCGAGCGGUGCGCCACCUAUGAGUAUGCAUGCACGCAGUAGUAGCGCUGGCAGUGGUGGCUCGUCAUCGAUACCUUCACCGCAUGAUCAACGCAUUUCAGCUGGUGGUAGCGGCAGCAGUAGCGGUGGUGGUGGUGGUGGCGGCGGCGGUAUGCCAACAAGCGGCUCGGUGACGCAAAAUCAUCCAUUCGAUACGAUGAAGUAUGUGAAAAAUCGCAUUGUGGAAGUGAUGCGCACCGAGGAUGAAGAGAUGCAACAUCAGCAUGCACACAAUGAUCAUCGCGUCGGCAAGGAUUUGCACGAUGGUACAGUGGGUAGCACUAUGCGCAAAACACCCAAUCAAUAUGACGAUGGACGCGAUAGUCGACGUCUGUCGGCGGUGUCGUCCAGUAGUGCCGGUAGCAGCGUUGGUGGCAACAACAACAACAACAACAACACCAACGAUACACACCACAGUGUAGUAUCCUCGCAGCCACCACCGUUGGGUGCAUAUCAGCCGCAACAGCCGGUUACAACCUUCGCCACAACGACAUACGCCUACCCGUAUAGCGCACUGAAUGUGCCCAGCUCGGUGUCGGGCUUACCGCCACCUUCCCAAAUGAGCACACAGUUGGGUUCGUUGGCGCAUCAGGCGCCAACAUCGCACAUCGGCAAGCAAACACCCGGUCAUUCAAUGGGUGGUGCUGGCAGCAGUGGCGUGGGAAUGACGGCUGGAGGCGCAGUCUCAGGUGCGUCACAAUCGAGUGGGGCAUCGGCUGUCGAGCCGAAACCGUUAUUGUCAGCGCAAUAUGAGGCACUGAGCGACGAAGAUUAG
Molecule: messenger RNA, 9382 nt
Organism: Anastrepha obliqua
Lineage: Eukaryota; Metazoa; Arthropoda; Insecta; Diptera; Tephritidae
Gene: Smr
Exons: 8
Coding region: 68-9382 (3104 amino acids)
Biological process (GO): regulation of transcription by RNA polymerase II
Source: RefSeq, a predicted model, not a curated record